Aspergillus luchuensis is the source of this 234-nucleotide messenger RNA. RefSeq lists its product as uncharacterized. The record is from RefSeq and is a predicted model, not a curated record. Lineage: Eukaryota; Fungi; Ascomycota; Eurotiomycetes; Eurotiales; Aspergillaceae. The transcript has 2 exons. The coding region runs from base 1 to 234 and encodes 77 amino acids.
AUGGCCUAUAACUUCCGCAAUGAGGGACUGGAUUCCGCUCUCGAUCCCAGUAAGUUUACGCGGCCAAUUGUCGACCGUGUUCUCACCGAGACGGAACUCUCUAUUCAGUCCGUUUCCCAAUAUGAUCCUCUCGCCAAGUUCACGAUUGAGUCGUCGGAGGUUAACCGCGAAACGCGAUCCAAAUAUCCACCACGAGAGUUCGCACUCAACCGCUUCACAGAAUGCAAGGUAUAG